Suillus paluster is the source of this 496-nucleotide messenger RNA. RefSeq lists its product as uncharacterized. Bases 61 to 315 code for a protein of 84 amino acids. The transcript has 4 exons. The record is from RefSeq and is a predicted model, not a curated record. Lineage: Eukaryota; Fungi; Basidiomycota; Agaricomycetes; Boletales; Suillaceae.
AGCCUAUAAAUACCUGCCUGCUACUAUGACUUUGCCUCAUUCCCUUGCACAAACUGCAUCAUGUUUAUUUCCUGCUGCAUCCUGUUUACGCUGCUCAGCUUCCUCGCUGGCGCCAAUGCGUGUGUAAAAUGCCCAACCACAAUCAUGAUCGGCGGUAGUCCCGUGGAAUUACGAAGGACCUUCCCAUACAAAAAGUUCACAUAUUGCUCCAGUUACAGUACCGUAUUGACAUCAGUGGAGUGUGCGUAUAACACCGAGAGUGGCCGCCUUAUACUAGUAGAUGGGCCGCCUUGUCCGUUUACAGCAUCUUGUUGAACGUGACGUGAAGAGGUGGGGGAGACGAGACACCCAACAGGAGGAGCAAUGUUCGCCUGCAGGCAGUUGGGUGUAUGCCAGUACUUAGUCGCAUCUUCCCAACCCCCCAUUAGAAUACCCCCAGUACUUACUAGAAUCGUCCCGAAAACCAUCCUAUCAAAUGUCAUGGCAAUAAAUCAAC